CUCUGCCCACUGGCAUCUUCUCAAAAUCUCCAUUUUUUUUUCUCAGCUCCUCCAAUUCAUCUUCUCUCUCUCUCUCCAUCUGCAAAAAUCCUUUCUCAGACAGAAAAGAAAAAAAGAAGAAAAUGGAGUCAAGAACAGCUUUGUAUUAUACUGGGUGUGAAGAACACCAGUACCAACCCCAUUUUCUUGAUGCUUGCUUCCUUUGCCAGAGAUCUUUGGGUCCUAACAGUGACAUCUUCAUGUACAGAGGGAAUACACCAUUUUGCAGCCAAGAAUGCAGGCAAGAACAGAUAGAGAUGGAUGAGGCUAAUGAGCAGAGACAAAAGCUUUCAUCUUCAUCUUCUUCUUCUUCUUCCUCUUCCAAGAGAUCAUCAAAAACACAAAGACAGACAGCAACCCAGGAAUCCACAACCAAGGAAACUGACACCAAGAAAGCUGUAAGAACAGGCACAGUGGCUGUGGCUUAAUUAAUCACACUCCAGAGCUCAAAAGUAUAAAUUAUCUGUAAAUAAUACUGGUGGAUAUCAGAUGGAGAGAUUGAGAGAGAGAAAGAUCCACCAGACAAUUUUGAAUCUUUUUUUUUCCUGGGUAUUUAUGUUGCUGAGAUCUAUGUUUAUACAUAAAUUGAGCUCCCAAGAAAUGGGGUGUUCUUGCCGCCUUGGAAUUUGCAGUCUUUAAUGAUGUUUGUUUACAAUAUAUGCAAAUCUGAGGCUGAUGAACAGUGUUCACAGUUA
This is a messenger RNA of Ipomoea triloba (trilobed morning glory), 734 nucleotides long. Its product is annotated as FCS-Like Zinc finger 3-like. The transcript is spliced from 2 exons. Bases 123 to 467 code for a protein of 114 amino acids. Lineage: Eukaryota; Viridiplantae; Streptophyta; Magnoliopsida; Solanales; Convolvulaceae. The record is from RefSeq and is a predicted model, not a curated record.